Messenger RNA from Lontra canadensis (Northern American river otter), 427 nucleotides. RefSeq names its product lateral signaling target protein 2 homolog. Lineage: Eukaryota; Metazoa; Chordata; Mammalia; Carnivora; Mustelidae. The coding region runs from base 13 to 414 and encodes 133 amino acids. The transcript has 2 exons. The record is from RefSeq and is a predicted model, not a curated record.
AGCCUUCCCACGAUGCCCAGAAGAGGUAACCACCUGCUUCUCGUUACAAAGGACAGCUGCAAUCUUUGGGAGAAUUUCCUGCCUGGGAGUCUGGAAACUGCCAAGAGUGAAAAGCUGCAGCCAGCCAGCGAGGCCUCUGUUGUCGUUGGCCCAAACAACAACAAAAACAGCCACCACCACCACCACCACCACAACAAAACAGGCCACGUGUGCUCGAGCACACACAAACACGCCCACAGAACCAACCAAACGGACAAGGCUUCAAGGAGAAGCUUCUGGGCUGCACGUUCCGGCAGCAAGGCCUGUCCCUUGGCACGGGGCCAUGGCAGCCCAGUUCCCAGCCCCCCACCAUCUGUCAUCAGCACUCUGCCUACUGUAAGUGUGCCGACACAGUACACGGAGGCUAACAAGUAGCAAAUGGAGGGGA